UGGAUACCAUAAAUAAGCUCUUAUUACAGCUUUUUCACUAGAAAAAAGCUAGAGCUUAUUAAAAAGUGGUGUUUGGAUAAUUUAUUUUAACUUAUUAAAAAGCUUCUUAAAGAUCUUUUUGAAAAGCUGGGUCCUGGAGCUUAUUUUUUCUGCUUUUUCGGGAAGCUGUUACCUAAAACUUUAUUGACAAAAUUACCCUUAGCAAAAUAUCAGAAUGACAAGCCUUGUCCUACAUUUCAAUUCUCUCCAUCUGAAACACUAAACCCUAGCACACAAAUGGUUCCCCACUGAAUCUCGUCGCCGCCGCCGUCACGGCCUCCGCCGCCGUCACGAUCGACAUUCUUUGGAUUCAACUCAUCGACAUUCUCAUUCGAAUUGAAUCAGUUCAUCAAAACCUAAUCGUGCAGUUCCUUUUCUCUCUAUUUCUCCUACCAAGAGCUUGAAACAAAGAGAAUUUUGCUUGACAUUUUUAAGGAAAAGCAGAAGAAAAGUGCUGAAGCUUCUACAAUACCAAGUUUCUACAAGAAGGUAUGUGAAAGCAUUGCUUGUUCACACUCACUUUGGUAUGUUACACCCACUUAUCAAUGGUAGGUUUGAUUUUUAGCUUCUUUUGCUUCUAGGUUUGAUUCUGUUUUCUACUUUUUUUUUUCUUUUUUCUUUUUUCUCAAUUAUCAAUGGCAUCAUCAUCUAUGUACUGUGUUCUCUGGUAGCAUUUCAUUUCAUGGACAAGUUGAAACGGUUGCUGUUUAAGAAAGAUAGUUAGUUAACUUGCAAUAUUAAUUGAAUUGAAUGAUGUGCUUACCAUUCACUUAUAUACUGUUUCUUAAAGCUUGUUGAAAUGUCUCAAGUUCAUGUGAAACGAAAGAGAGCAGAUUGGAGUGAUAAGAAUCUUGGAAUUUUUUUGAAAGUGUGCGUUGAAGAGGUACGUGCUGGGAAUAGACCUCACACUCACUUUACAAGAACUGGAUGGGCAAAUAUACAAGCCAAGUUCAACAAUGCCACAAAGUUAGCAUAUGAUUAUAAAAAAUUUAAAAAUAAGUGGGAUCAUUUGAAAGUAGAUUGGGCAUUAUGGACAAAGCUUAAUGCAAUAGAAUCAGGUCUUGGUUGGGAUGCAACUAAGAGAACAGUAGCUGCUAGUGAUGAAUGGUGGGAGGCCAAAAUCAAGGUAUGUGUGAGGGUUCUGCACAUGAUGCUAAGAUUUUUAUGGAGGCUCUGCGUAGACCAUCAUUGCAUUUUCCCCAUCCUCCUCAUGGUAAAUAUUAUCUUGUUGAUGCGGGAUACCCUACUUUUAUGGGUUUUCUAGGGCCAUACAAAAAAAAUAGGUAUCAUCUUCCGCAAUUCAGAAAUGGACCUAGAAUAACAGGGAGAGUUGAGGUGUUCAAUUAUUAUCAUUCUAGUCUUCGCAAUGUGAUUGAACGAUCAUUUGGUUGUUGCAAAGCAAAAUGGAAGAUACUAGGUAGUAUGCCUUCUUAUGAUUUGAAGACACAAAACAAAAUCAUUACGGCUUGUAUGGCUUUGCAUAACUUUAUUAGAAGAAAUGAUAGAAGUGAUGAAGAAUUUGAUGCAAAUUAUGAAAAUGAAGAUGGAGGAGGAGAAAAUGAAGCUGGCCCAAGUACUGUUACAUGGGAGGAACCUGAUUUUCAAAGUUCCUUGCAAAUGGAGCAAAUUAGGGAACACAUCAAAAAUAUGUUUCCAACACGAGUUUAGCUUUUUUCCUAGUUAUCUAUGAUACUUUAGUAGAUAUGUCUUUUUAUUUGUAAGGUGGUAUGAUUAUAUUCAAGACUACGAAUUAUGAUUUGUAUUAACUAUUUGAUACUUGAUAUGGUUUGACGUUAUUGUUAGA
Molecule: messenger RNA, 1843 nt
Organism: Lotus japonicus
Lineage: Eukaryota; Viridiplantae; Streptophyta; Magnoliopsida; Fabales; Fabaceae
Exons: 3
Coding region: 1144-1707 (187 amino acids)
Source: RefSeq, a predicted model, not a curated record